AUGAACUCACCUUUGCAACCAUCUACACCAGUCCAUCUACACCCACUCUCUUCAGAUAACACUCUACUACGAGGGCGCAAGUCGCGCGGAACACCCGAUGCAUCCACAGACAACCACACACCUCGGAGCAACUUACAUAGUUCGAAAGCAAAAUCAGAGAGACUCGGCGAGUCAGAUGCUAAACCCGACAGCGGUGUCGUUACCAUUAGCUAUUCUCGCCCAAAUUGGGAUGGCAGCGUGCGGGGGCAUGGAAGGGGAGAGCGACGCGGAGCAGGUGAAGAGCGCGACGCGCUCCAUCGGCGUCCAUCUGUCGCAUCAUUUAAAUCUCCCGGUUCUGUUAAGGGGCCGUGUUUUGUGGUCGCUCCUCCAUACGACAACAACCACUUCCUUCCCCCGAGUCCAGUUUCUUUCCGCGGAAAGCCCCUGCUUGUUGAAGGAGCACCACCAGAGUUGUCAUCGUCAUUUGCAUCACAGGUGCUUUCCAAUACCUGGCACAACUAUUCCGACGAGGUUAUCCAGUCCGCUAUCUCCCAUCUUAGUGUCAUGGAAUCACCUUCUGACGGUGACGACCAUCCAUAUCACGCGGCAUUACGUGUGCUGUCUUCGGCAUUUCACCAUAUGUCUCGUACCUGCUUAGAAUUAGAGGAACGCCGCAGGGUUUUGGAGGAGGAAAGAAGCGCCCGCAGGCAGCGCGCUGAAGCAUUACUGGGGGAACUUCCGCCAUCCGAACGAGAUGUUGCAGGACGUGUCAUUCUGUCUGUCUUUGCGGAUGACUACGAGCACGACCAUCACAUGGAACGUCAACGGAGUCUUUCUUCUUUAAAGACAUCGUUGACAGAAGCAAUGGAGGAUGAAGUUCCGCUGGCUCGGAGCCUCUCUGGCGACGGUGUGGCAUCUUCCAUGCCAUUAACAUCCGAACUCUUGUCACAGAACUCGUGCGCUGGCGAAGGUGUAGUUCUGAUGGCACAUACGCCAAUAUCUGUGCCUAAUACCUCGGCCCUAAUGACUCCUUUGGACGAUACUUCUACUCACGCCCUCCCACCCAAGUAUGAGAGAGCCUCGAUCGGGGAGUGGGUUGGUGGAUGGCUACAAAGAAACAGACCAAAGUCUCAGCGUAGCGUAUCUACCGUUUCUGUCAAGAGAGCGGAAGGAUCGGUUGUGAAUGCCUCGCAGGAUGAACCUGCGGUUUCUGGCUCGGUCACAGCGGGUACGAAUCCUUCGGUUUCCGACCCACGUCUACGUCCCCGCAGGAAACCAAGUCGAGGUGUGUUUGAGGCACUUGGAAUUUCAGUGCGCAACCCCACCCUUCCGUCCUCUACUCCCAAGCAGUCCACAGUUGUGGAGCAGACCUCCGAUUCUUCCUCUCCCCCUAUUGCAGAGGGAAUUUCCAAGGUUCCAUCUUCCUAUUCAAUCCCUAUCGGUGCUACCCUGCCUUUCUCGUCGCUUGCUGCUCCCCAACUAGCCACAUCGCCUGAGCCCGUCGAACCCACGACUGAAACAUCAACCUUGCGAUCUCAGUCUCUGGCGGACGAGAAGUAUUUCCAUCAGGGGUCAUCCUUAAAGGCUAUUGCCCACGCUAUACGGGUCAUGACCAAUGACCCGGGCAGCAUCCUGGUUGAUCAAGGCCGUGAAGUAGGUCCGCUGAUCCGUAAGCUUGCAUUUGAGCUCGUCCAGCACGCCAGGAAGGAAGGUCUCUCAUUUCGUGAAAGGAGGGAGCGGAAAGGCAAAGGAGCCGAAGUUAGUCAGCAAGUGGUCGCACGUGCUACGCUUGCCCCUGUUGAGGGUAUGGAUGUCACCGCAUCACUGACACGCGCACUUGCCACCCAAGGCGAGGUUCGCAAGGCUAAGUCUAAGAAAGCAACCUUUAUGACCAGCUCAUUCACUUCGCCCCUCUUUGGCGCACUGAUAUCCCAGGGACAGCGCAAGGCCAUUACAGAGUCAGAUGGAAGCACUAGGAACAUCCAUGAUCAGUCUCCAUCAGUAUCUCGUCAACAGCCAAUUCCUGCAUCCGUGCAGCCUGUGACGAAUAAGCCAGGAUCGGUCCCACUGGAGUCAAUUAUUCCUGCGACAGCGAAACCACCAACACAAUACUUGUCGCGAAGGCAUAAGCCACUGGCCACCCCAGAUUUUCACUUUGCCGCACCUCUUCCCAACUCUGCUUCCCGUUUCAAUGUGUAUCUUGACAGGGACAGCAACCAACCGCUUACGGACCGCUACGGAUUCAUAUACGAUGUCUGUCUGUAUGAUCUCCUUUUGCUCAUCCGGGCAAAAGAAUGCAGUAACACUGCACCUGGUUGUCUGACUGGUGUCAAGAUUGCUGAUCGAACGGAAUGCAGCUCUUGGCCUGAUGAGGAAGAAGAGACACUCGGAAAUCAGGUCGAUAUUGUCAAGGGGGAUUGUGAAUGCGACGGUUCCGGUUCGCCCCCAUUCGUCAAGGCAGUGGAAGGCGGAAAUGCCGAUUCCACUCCCCGUUCCCUUCCAGCGGGGGGUCUUGUGCAGACCACUGGAGAAACCACGGAGCCAUCCGUUGUUUCUCCUAGCAGCCGCCUGCGCUCGAGUACAGUGUCCUCGGGCCAUACGACUCCAGCCCCCGUGUCGGUGCCCACGCACUCUUGGGCGUCUGUACUUUCGGUUACCUCUAACACCCCUCCCCAUGCCUGCGCAAAGACCAUCCGUUACCUUCUGAAAGAGUUGACGAAGAUUCAUGACCAACGACAAGACACUAAAAGGAAGGAAUGGGAUACCUUCGUGAAGCACCGCAGAAGAGUAUUGGUUGGGAAAUCUUCGGCUGCCGUUAUACCAUCUACUGGGGGCGCAGCUGCCUUGUUAGGGCUUGGUACCCGGGAUGAAGCAGAGGAAUUGUUGCAUACAGAGGGUCUGAUUGGCUUUGCCCAGCUUGGUCUCUCUUCGAGUAGAGAUGAGAAGAAAGAAUUUGAUAGAUUGGUUCGAGGUGGUAUACCCCUUGCGUAUCGGUCCAAGCUGUGGUUGGAGUGCAGCGGAGGUCUGGAGAUGCGCGAGCCUGGUUUGUUUGCUGACCUGCUAGCGCGGGCUGAUGGUUACGAACCUGCUGUUACGGAAAUCGAGAAAGAUAUUGGAAGGACCAUGCCUCUGAAUGUAUUCUUUGGAGGCGACGGGGCUGGUAUCGACAAACUGCGCAGAGUCUUGACUGCAUACAGCAGGCGUAAUCCUCUCGUUGGUUAUUGCCAGGGCAUGAAUUUGGUCGCAUCCACUCUAUUACUAGUACAUGCUGACGAGGAAGAAGCAUUCUGGGUUCUCUGUGCGAUCGUAGAACAUAUUCUCCCGGAAGAGUUCUUCUCCCCGUCGCUCUUACCAUCUCGUGCAUGCCCUCUAGUCCUUUUGGACUAUGUGCAGGAGUUCCUUCCAAGGUUGUCUGCGCAUCUAUCAGCGCUUGGGGUCGACCUUCCUGCUAUUUGCUUUUCUUGGUUCCUUUCGCUCUUCACGGAUUGCCUCCCAAUAGAGACCCUCUUUAGAGUAUGGGACGUCUUUCUAGUUGACGGAUUGGAUGUACUAUUUCGCAUCGCACUUGCCAUACUCCGAAGCAACGAACUAGAGCUGCUACAGUGCGAUUCUAACUCCGCUGUAUACGUUGCACUGGAGAAUUUACCUAUGCGAAUGUGGUUGCCAGACAAGUUACUUCAGCUCGAGUUUGAACUGCGGUCGUCCAUAGUGCAUGCUGACCUGGUAAAGCGCCGGGACACCCAUGUUGCGGAACUCAGGCACUUGAUGUCAUGA
This is a messenger RNA of Pisolithus orientalis, 3753 nucleotides long. RefSeq names its product rab-GTPase-TBC domain-containing protein. Bases 1 to 3753 code for a protein of 1250 amino acids. Lineage: Eukaryota; Fungi; Basidiomycota; Agaricomycetes; Boletales; Pisolithaceae. The record is from RefSeq and is a predicted model, not a curated record. The transcript has 5 exons.